AUGUCUCUGCGAGAAUCCCAUGAGACACUUUUGCCAUUGCAAGAUAUUCAAGAAGGUCCAAAGCCUCCCUCUUAUCCAGGCGAUAACCAUAUGCCUCUUGAUGUGCUGAUCUUGAUAUGGAAUACUGGCAACUAUAACAAGGAGAUUCCUCUAUAUCCGGUGCGCUUUUCUCUCAACAAGAAUUUAACCGUGGCAGAAGCUGGCCGGUUGGCUUUUCAGAAAUACCUCGGGAAUGUUCCGGAAGAAAUGCAUAUGUUCAUUGGAAAAAGUUCUUAUACUUCUUAUAGUUCUUAUAUUGCCGGUUUGUCGGCGAUUGGUGAUGAAAACGAGGAGAUCAAAAACCUAUUUCAAGAACGUGAAGUGUUAAUUGUUUCAGAUGUUCCAAACUAUCAUCAAAGGAAACUCGAUCGCGGCCUUUAUGUCAUGUGUGGCGUAUUGUUUGGUUCAUUAGGGAUUUUGCUCAUAUUUCUCAUGAUUGUAUCUUCUUUAUGA
Clavispora lusitaniae ATCC 42720 is the source of this 492-nucleotide messenger RNA. RefSeq lists its product as uncharacterized. The record is from RefSeq and is a predicted model, not a curated record. NCBI's taxonomy places the organism in Eukaryota, Fungi, Ascomycota, Pichiomycetes, Serinales, Metschnikowiaceae.